Messenger RNA from Loa loa (African eye worm), 1572 nucleotides. RefSeq lists its product as hypothetical. Gene Ontology annotation, biological process: acetylcholine biosynthetic process; neuromuscular synaptic transmission. Gene Ontology annotation, molecular function: choline O-acetyltransferase activity. Bases 55 to 1572 code for a protein of 505 amino acids. NCBI's taxonomy places the organism in Eukaryota, Metazoa, Nematoda, Chromadorea, Rhabditida, Onchocercidae. Gene Ontology annotation, cellular component: neuron projection; cytoplasm. The record is from RefSeq and is a predicted model, not a curated record. The transcript is spliced from 10 exons.
AUUGUUCGAAUUUCAACAAAUUUAACAUUAGUCAAAAAAUGAUUGAGGAAAUAGAUGACAUUUGUAUUUGAAAAGAUGACGAUAAAGAGAAGAAAAGCUUGCAGGAAAUUAAUUACUCGAGAAGUUUCAACAGGUCGUGAUAAGGUACAUAUGUGCAUGGAACAAUACGAACGAAUGUUUCGCUCUUACCGUGAACCAUGCACUCCGGUAGAUGUUUUGCACUACAAACCGAUUACUAACGGAAAGGAUGGAAUUAAUUGUGAUGAGCAUAUACUUGUGAUGUGCAAUAAUCAGACAUUUGUUGUAUUCACUCGACUUGAUGGUGUUCCAUUGUCACAAGCAGAAAUAACGAAGCAAUUGGAAAAAGUGAUUGAAAUGAGUAGAACUGAUGGUAAUAAAAUGAAUGAUAUUAUUAUUGGUGGUGGCAGUGCAGGUGAUCGUGAUGAUGCUGCUAGAUUUUGGAGCUUUAUGAAGGAAGAUAAACAGAAUCAAAAGGCAUUAAAUUGGGUCCAAUCCGCUUUAUUUGGUGUAUGCAUUGAUAUUCAUAGCGAAAUAAAAUGGUCUGAGAACUAUGAAAGUAAUUUGGCAUUUCGUGGAAUGCAUUUAUUACACGGUUUUGGAAACAAAGCAGCAGGCUUAAAUCGAUGGUAUGAUUUGAGCAUACAGUUGAUUGUUGCGAGUGAUGGCACAAAUGGAUUGUGCAUUGAACAUUCGGUUGCAGAAGGAAUUGUACUCAUAAACUUGGUCGAUUAUACUAUGCAAUUUGUGAAACGAAAUAUUGGGAAGCAAAUGUGGGAUGACGUAAAGAAUGUAGUACCGCUACAGCUUCACUGGACUGUAUCACCAAAUGCCAAACCAAUUCUUCACAAGCAAAUUGAAGUCUUCAAUGAUUUGGCGAAUGAUUUGAACUUAAAAGUGCUAAUUUUUGAUGAAUUUGGUAGAGAAUUCAUCAAAUCAUGUAAUAUCAGCCCGGAUGGUUUUGUUCAAUUAGCGAUGCAACUUGCUUACUACAGAUUACACGGACACUUAGUAUCAACAUAUGAAAGCGCGUCCAUUCGACGAUUUCGUUACGGUCGUGUAGAUAAUAUUCGUGCUGCAACACCAGAAGCGUUACGAUGGGUGCAAGUGAUGCUUAUGAAAAAUAAAACAAAAGAUGAGAAACAAAAAUUUUUCGUAGAAGCAGUGAAGAAACAGGCAGAAAUUACACUUGAGAAUAUAACUGGUCAUGGUAUUGAUAACCAUUUAUGCGCGCUUAAAUUGCUUGCUGAUGAAGAAGUGAAAGAAGGCUUAUUGCCAAAAACACCAGAUUUUUUUCUAGAUCCUACAUGGACAGAAACUAUGCGAUUUCCGUUAUCAACAAGCCAGGUAACAACUACUGCCUCAGUCAACGAUGCAUACCUCUGUUAUGGACCUGUUGUUAAAGAUGGUUAUGGUUGUUCAUAUAACAUUCAACAACAUUCAAUCAUCUUUGCGCCAUCCUCAUUUAAAAGUUCUCCUGCAACAAAUGUUGAACAAUUUAAGAGAUGUUUGGUCGAUUCAUUGCAUGACAUUCAAGCAUUAGUCACGCAAUAG